AUGCAGUUCAAGACUUUCUCUGCCUACUUGACGGUAAUGGCGACUGCCACCCAAGCAGCCACGCUGCAAGACAUAUGCAAUGUCAGCUAUGUUCAAGCUGCUCUCCCGGCCACUGACGCAUUCCCCGGCAUCACCAUCAAUGCAUCGUCAGUCUCUACCGCCGUCGCUGCCAACUCUUCCAUAAUACAGUCUGACUGGCACAACGCUGCCACGAUUCGCUACUGCAACGUCACGUUUGCGUACUCCCACAAUGGCAUCGCCGACGAUCUAGUCCAUGUCAGUUACUGGGUUCCCGCCCCGAGCGAGUUCCGGAAUCGCUACCUCUCCACGGGUGGUGGUGGACUCGCCAUCAACUCCGGCAGCAGCAGCCUUCCCAUUGGCAUCAUCAAUGGCGCCGUCUCUGGCAUCACCGACGGAGGGUUCGGGUCCUUCAACACCCAAUGGGACAGCGUCUUUCUGCUGGCCAACGGCACGAUCAACUGGCAGUCGGUUUACAUGUUUGGCUACCAGGCACACCACGAGUUAGCUUUGAUCGGCAAGCAGCUGGCAGCAAAUCUGUACAACGUCCCCAAGAACGAAACGGUUUACUCGUACUAUCUAGGCUGCUCCGAGGGUGGACGCGAGGGGUGGAGUCAGUUGCAGCGCUUUGCCGACCAGUUCGACGGUGCAGUCAUUGGAGCGCCGGCGUUUCGGUAUGGUCAACAGCAGGCGAACCACCUUACAAGCAACGUCGUCGAGCAGACACUCGGCUAUUAUCCUCCAACCUGCGAGCUGGCUGCCAUCGCGAACCUGACUAUUGCCGCGUGCGACAGCCUCGAUGGUCAGACUGACGGCGUCAUUGCGCGAUCCGACCUUUGCAAGCUAAACUUUAAUGUCUCGAGUACGGUUGGCAAGCCGUACUCUUGUGCAGCGACUAAGCCACGGGCCAUGGGCGGCAUCACAAUCGGUGCCGCGAGCCCUGCGCAAAACGGCACCAUCACAGCCAAGGGCGCCGCUGUGGCCGCGACCAUCCUCGACGGUCUGCACGACUCGGAUGGCAAGUUUGUCUAUCUCAGCUACCAACCGGGCGCUUCCUUUUCCGAUGCCGCCACGACGUACAACAACGCCACGGGCGCCUGGUCCCUCGCCAUCAGCGGUCUCGGCGGAGAGUGGGUUGCGCGCUAUCUGGAGCUGCAGAAUACCAGCAACUUGGCCAGCCUGGCCAAUUACACAUACGACACGCUGCGCGACCUCAUGAUUGAGGGACAGACACGCUACGGAGACUCCCUGCAGACGACGCAGCCGGACCUGCGCAGCCUGCGCUCCGCCGGGGCCAAGGUCAUCCACAUCCACGGAGAGCAGGACGACUCGAUACCCACGGGCUCGUCGGUGCACUACUACGAGUCGGUCCGCUCCGUCAUGUACGGCAACAUGACGUACAACGCCAGUGUCGCCGCCAUGGACGACUUUUACCGUCUGUUCCUGGUUCCCGGCGGCGCCCACUGCGGUACGAACUCCCUCCAGCCCAACGGCCAGUGGCCCCGAACCACACUCGAGACUGUGAUUGGAUGGGUCGAGUUCGAUACUGCACCGGAUACCCUUGACACCACGGGAACCAUCAACUCCAUCUGCCGCUGGCCUCUGCGCCCGCUGUGGUCCGGUAACACGACCACGCCGGAAUGUGUCUACGACCAGGCUUCCAUCGACACCUGGAUAUACGAUUUUGACGCUUACAGCACGCCGUUGUAUUAG
Messenger RNA from Beauveria bassiana ARSEF 2860, 1731 nucleotides. Its product is annotated as tannase subunit. The record is from RefSeq and is a predicted model, not a curated record. The coding region runs from base 1 to 1731 and encodes 576 amino acids. Lineage: Eukaryota; Fungi; Ascomycota; Sordariomycetes; Hypocreales; Cordycipitaceae. The transcript has a single exon.